Molecule: messenger RNA, 897 nt
Organism: Spirometra erinaceieuropaei
Lineage: Eukaryota; Metazoa; Platyhelminthes; Cestoda; Diphyllobothriidea; Diphyllobothriidae
Source: the annotation of a GenBank genome assembly
AUGCCGCCAGCGCCCGUCUACCUCAAGUGGAGACCAACGCAGACCUCGACCUCCCGCCAUCUCUCAAGGAGACCCGGAUCGGACGUAAUCUCUGCUGAGGUCUACAAGCUCGAAUGUCCUCAACUAAUGGAUCACCUGACUGCGCUCUUCCGAGAGAUGUGGCAUCAAGGUGAAGUCCCACAAGACUUCAAAAACGCAACCAACGUGCACCUAUACAAGCGAAAUGGGAACCGCCAAGUAUGCAAAAAUCACCGCGGCAUCUACUUGCUUAAAAUUGCCGGGAAGAUCUUCGGAUGCAUCCUCCUCAACCGCCUCACCAAUCAUCUGGAACAGGGCCUCCUACCGGAAAGCCAAUGUGGCUUCCGUCGUCGUCGCGGGACCACGGAUAUGAUCGUCGCCGCACAUCAGCUUCAAGAGACGUGUCAGGAGAUGCGGACCCACCUGUACUCUACCUUCGUGGACCUGACGAAAGCCUUCGACACGGUGAAUCGUGAAGGACUGUGGAAGGUCAUGCAGAAAUUCGGCUGUCCGAAGCGAUUUACUCAGAUGGUUCCUCAGCUGCAGGACGGUAUGAUGGCGCGAGUCACGGACAACGGAGCUGUCUCAGAGGCAUUCGCAGUGACCAACGGAGUGAAACAGGGAUGCGUGCUGGCGCCAACCUACUUCAGUCUUAUGUUCUCUGCCAUGCUGAUGGACGCCUACCGUGACGAACGCCCCGGGGAUCCGCAUCGCCUACAGGACGGACGGUCACCUCCUGAAUCAAAGGCGGAUGAACUGCCAAUCGCGCGUAUCUACAACCGCCGUUCGCGAACACCUCUUCGCCGACGACUGCGCCCUGAACACCACCUCGGAAGAGGAGAUGCAACGGAUCAUGGACCUGUUCUCUGCCGCCUGUGA